AUGAAAAAGUUGUUUAAAAAGAAAAAGUCUGAAAAGAACUUGUCUAGUUCUAUUUUACUUGAUGAACAGAUAAAGAAGCAAUCUAUGUUUGCUCCGCCUUCUACUUCUUCUAUGAUUAAUAUGCCGCAGUCUACAAGUGAAUUGCCUGUUCUUGUUAUGCCAAAACCUAGAAGACCUUAUACGCCUACGCGUGCUAUUCUCGGUAGAUUCGAUCAUGACAAGACGCAAGUAGAAGAGGAAUCAUUGCAUGAAGAAAUCUCACCUAUUCUGUUGCCAACAGCUCGUGAAGUAACAGAACCCCCAAUCGAAACAAGCCAGGGACAUACAGCACAACAGUCAGUCAUGAGUGAUUAUUCUUCAACGAGAGAGUAUGAUUCUGCUGUUGAGUCCUUGUCUGAUCCUACAAUGGAUACACAUAGUCAAAUUGAAUUGCCCAUGAUAAAAAAGCAAAUAUCACGCCGACCUCUUGUGUCACCUCCACCUGCUUCAAUACAAGAUAGUGAUGAUGACAAUGAAUCAAUUCAGUUUGAUACCAAUCAUGAGAGCACAAUACCCAUUGCGAAUCCUUCUUUAGCCUCCUCAGCCACUGCCACACCUCGGCAACAAUCCCAUUACUAUCAAAAGCAAAAAGAAUAUCAAAAGCAACAACAGCAAUACCAUAUGCAAGAGCAACAAAAGCUUCUUAAGCAGCAGAGAAUUGAAGAACAACAAAAAUUUUAUGAACAGCAAGUGUUGCAAGAGCAACAGAAGCUACAGAAACUGCAAGAGCAGCAGAGACUACAAGAGCAACAGAAACUACAAGAACAACAGAAACUGGAAGAACAGCAAAAAAUGGAAGAGCAGCAACGACUUCAAGAACAACAAAUGCGCGAAAAAGAAGAAUACACCCGCCUAUUCCUUGAACUUAAGCACCAAGUCGAACUCAUGGAACAACAACGCAUCAUUGAACGAGAAGAAUGGGCAAGAAAAGAACAACUUCAUCUGGACCAACAAAACCAAAUGUUAGAAAAACUCAUGAUGACAGAAGAACAACUCAAUAACUAUCUCAUGAAGCAACGUUAUCAAAAACAACUACAGCACAAACAAUGGCAACAGCAAAUGAGCGAAUUGAACUUGAAUGAGCCUCACGCAUUAAACAAGAGUCGAUCGGAAGAAUUUGACAAGUCUCGUAGUGUUGAAGGUGAUUUUCUACCUAGACAUUCACGUCGAAACAGCGUUGUUAGCAAUAAAAGUCGAUUAGAUACAACAGCCAGUCCUUCCACUACAUUGGUACCUACACCCAGUCACCGAUCUUCUGUGGCAUCACUCAGAAAGACAAGGCCGCGAGCAAGAUCAACUGAAUCAGCUAAAUGGCAGCAUCCUCGUCGAGAAUUUGAGCAACCGCAAUAUUAUCUCCCUGAUCGUGCUUAUUAUCCACUCUCUCUGCCUCCGCCUAAACCAAGAAAAAGUCGAUCGACGGGUAAAGAACCCUUACACUAUAGAAGAUCCCAAGGUUAUCCUCAACCUUACUUUCUAGAUCAAGAUGACGAUGAUGGAGAAGAAGAGUAUUGUUAUUAUGAGCCUGCUUAUUAUCCACAAAACUACAUGUAUAGUCCAGAUUAUUGUUCACCUAUGAUGCCUGUCAAUAGGCAUUAUGGACCUUCAAGGUAUCGAUAUCACUGA
Messenger RNA from Gilbertella persicaria, 1662 nucleotides. RefSeq lists its product as uncharacterized. The record is from RefSeq and is a predicted model, not a curated record. Bases 1 to 1662 code for a protein of 553 amino acids. The transcript has 2 exons. Lineage: Eukaryota; Fungi; Mucoromycota; Mucoromycetes; Mucorales; Choanephoraceae.